Oncorhynchus kisutch (coho salmon) is the source of this 6520-nucleotide messenger RNA. RefSeq names its product G protein-coupled receptor 20 (gene gpr20). Gene Ontology annotation, biological process: positive regulation of Rho protein signal transduction; phospholipase C-activating G protein-coupled receptor signaling pathway. Gene Ontology annotation, cellular component: plasma membrane. The transcript has 2 exons. Lineage: Eukaryota; Metazoa; Chordata; Actinopteri; Salmoniformes; Salmonidae. Gene Ontology annotation, molecular function: G protein-coupled receptor activity. The coding region runs from base 4824 to 5924 and encodes 366 amino acids. The record is from RefSeq and is a predicted model, not a curated record.
CUCUUGAAUGAGUCGAUGUUAUAAAACGCUUGUCCGGUACUGUAUGUUUAUUAAUUUAGUGACUAAGGGCCCUAGAGACAUGUCUCUGUGAAUGCAGAGGAGAGGAGACGUGGGGACGUGGGAAGGGGUGACGACAACAGCUGCCUCCCACAUGGCAUCCUAUUCCCUAUAGAGCUCACUUUUUGACCAGCACUAUAUAGGGAGUAGGGUUCAAUUUUUGGGACGCACACAACGUCUCUAAUUAUUGACAUUAGUGAUUACCCUGCAGCUGUCUGACGCCGAGCCUCAGCGGCUGGCUGCUAAAUCAUAUUUGGCACCGUCGUUAUCAGUUGUUUAGGGAAGUGGAGCGAGACAGGAGAUUGUAAUUGCUGAUUGCAAUGAACUGAAGUUUGGAGUCAGUUUGUGUGUCUUCUCUCAAGAAGAAGGGUGGGGAAAAGAGAGUGUGCGUGGCUUUACGUCUACAGUACCCGUGUCUGUGUGCGGUGUGUGUGGUAUGUGAAAUAUACGCCAAAUUAACAUUAUAUACAGUAGGCCUAUAUUAAGACCUUGUUCUAUAACUCAGUGCUAUUCAAAGGUGAUGGCUGUGUUCCACCUUGUUCUGUUACUCAGUCUAUUCAGAGAUGAUGGCUGUGUUCCACCUUGUUCUGUUACUCAGUCUAUUCAGAGAUGAUGGCUGUGUUCCACCUUGUUCUGUUACUCAGUCUAUUCAGAGAUGAUUGCUGUGUUCAACCUUGUUCUGUUACUCAGUCUAUUCAGAGAUGAUGGCUGUGUUCAACCGUGUUCUGUUACUCAGUCUAUUCAGAGAUGAUGGCUGUGUUCCACCUUGUUCUGUUACUCAGUCUAUUCAGAAAGGAUGACUGUGUUCAACCUUGUUCUGUUACUCAGUCUAUUCAGAAAGGAUGGCUGUGUUCAACCUUGAAUAUUUGCCAACUGUAGCCUACAACACCAACAUCCCCCUUACAAGCUGUUAGAAAGGUCCUGAUAACAUCCUGAAGCUCCUCAGACUUUAAUAUUCCUCUCCCAUUCAGCAGCACCAGAAACAAUAUGUCCUGUAUAUCAUAUGGUUCCCAUUGGUUCAGCUGGAGGGUAUUGUCCCAAAUGGCACCCUAUUCCCUAUGUAGUGCAAUAAAUUUGACCAGAGCCCUAUGGGUAGUGGUCAAACGUAGUGCACUAUAUACAGUAGGGAGUAUGGUGUCAGAGUACUACAGUAUAUAGGGAUUGGGUGCCAUUUGGGAGCAGCUCUAAUGUGUGUGAGUAAUGCAGGGGAGGUGUGUUUACUUACAUUACUGUCAUCUUCUGUGUUUUAAUUCACUCACUCUGUCUGCACGGCGCACACAGCAGCCUGGAGGAGAAUAUCCACACGCAUUUCAAAGUUGUCUUUGCAGCCUGUAGCUUUUACAGCAUCGCUCUUAGGGUUGCAAAAUUCCGGUAACGAAGAAUAAAUUCCCAGAUUGUCCAGAAUACCUAGUUGGAGGAUUCUGCAUUUCUUGAUGAUUCCCUCCUGAUUUCAGAAAUCCUCCAACUGGGUUUUUGGGAAAACCAGGGAAUUUCUUGAUGAUUCCCUCCUGAUUUCAGAAAUCCUCCAACCGGGUUUUGGGGAAAACCAGGGAAUUUAUUGAAAGUUCCCGGCAUUUUGCAACUCUAGCUCUGACAGAAAGCAGAACCCUCCGACUGGGUCUGAACUGACAGAGGCAGAUGAAGAAGAUGGAGUAUUUUUCCAUUGUCAUUUUUUUGUGCAAUGGGUUCAAUGGGAUGAUACCCAGUUGUCCUUAAUCUUUUCACAUGGUUUUCUAUAACAGGACGUUUCCAUUGAGUGAAAGUCCCUCCUGGUUUCAAGUGGGUUAAUGACUGAGAUGAUUAAUGACAUGUGGAAAUUGUCUCUACCCCAUUAGUUCAUAUAAAUGCCAAAAUUACAUAUUUAUUUUCUGACCUCGAAACCAGUCUCACAACUGUUCAGUUAACCAUGACACUUGUUGCCUAAUGUUAAGGUAUUGCUUCUAGGGCCCUUGGGGUUCAUUUCAUUUUUCAUCCAGCACCAGAAAAUACAACUGCCUCCAUACUCGCCCUACAGCCCAAAAGUCUGUCUCACUGGUGUGGUAUGAGAUGUUUAAUGUACGAGUUUGUUUUACCGUUCUCCCAUCACUUACUUAGUUUAUUGAAAGAUCACAGGAGCCUACAUGAAUAUGAAGUCAUCCUGCAGCGAAGGGUCUGUCUAAACAACACUUAGAAUGUCCUCAAACGUUCAAUUCAUGAUGUCCGAACCACUUGGACUGGAAUGAAACAAACAUUCAACCAGCGUCUCUUGGACAUUGCAGGCAACACAGUUCUAAUUCCAUGUCAGAAGUAGAGUUGCCUCCUUUAGAUCCAGUCCAGUAUAUAUACCUUAACUCAGGUCUGUAGAUCCAGUCCAGUAUAUAUACCUUAACUCAGGUCUAUAGAUCCAGUCCAGUAUAUACACCUUAACUCAGGUCUGUAGAUCCAGUCCAGUAUAUAUACCUUAACUCAGGUCUAUAGAUCCAGUCCAGUAUAUAUACCUUAACUCAGGUCUGUAGAUCCAGUCCAGUAUAUACACCUUAACUCAGGUCUAUAGAUCCAGUCCAGUAUAUACACCUUAACUCAGGUCUAUAGAUCCAGUCCAGUAUAUACACCUUAACUCAGGUCUAUAGAUCCAGUCCAGUAUAUAUACCUUAACUCAGGUCUGUAGAUCCAGUCCAGUAUAUAUACCUUAACUCAGGUCUAUAGAUCCAGUCCAGUAUAUACACCUUAACUCAGGUCUAUAGAUCCAGUCCAGUAUAUAUACCUUAACUCAGGUCUAUAGAUCCAGUCCAGUAUAUACACCUUAACUCAGGUCUGUAGAUCCAGUCCAGUAUAUACACCUUAACUCAGGUCUAUAGAUCCAGUCCAGUAUAUACACCUUAACUCAGGUCUGUAGAUCCAGUCCAGUAUAUACACCUUAACUCAGGUCUGUAGAUCCAGUCCAGUAUAUAUACCUUAACUCAGGUCUAUAGAUCCAGUCCAGUAUAUACACCUUAACUCAGGUCUAUAGAUCCAGUCCAGUAUAUACACCUUAACUCAGGUCUGUAGAUCCAGUCCAGUAUAUACACCUUAACUCAGGUCUGUAGAUCCAGUCCAGUAUAUACACCUUAACUCAGGUCUGUAGAUCCAGUCCAGUAUAUACACCUUAACUCAGGUCUAUAGAUCCAGUCCAGUAUAUACACCUUAACUCAGUCCAGCAGAGUAGGGGUCCUUUUUUGGUAGUGGGGGGCGAUGUGCUGUGUUUGGUUCCUGCUCGUUUUCAAUGAAACACAGCUCCCUGGGCUUUGUCAUGGUGACACAAUGUUUAGGGGGCUGGGACGAGGAGAGUUGACUAGGACUGCAUUAGGCUGGUGCUCUCCAAUGCCCACAGACAGUUCGUAGUAAACACCCUGGGAAGAUAGGUAACACUUGUGUUGUUAUUUUACCUGUGUAAUAACACUGUAAUUAAACCAGUAACAGAGUUGUAUUAGCAUGUUGGUACAUAAUACUUUAGUAAAUACAUUAUUUUGACCGUUUCAAUAAUGCAACUGAUUUGAUACCUCAAAAUGAGUCAGCACAGCUCACAGCAAUAGACUUUUCAGCUCAUUCUGCUGAACAUCAAUACUUUUUGUGUGAUAACAGAGUACUGACAGUACAAGAGAAAUGAGGUCCCUAACAGGAAAUGUGGAAAAAGUUGAGACUCAUUCUGGAAGAUGAAUGUGUCUAGAAGAGGUUCACUCAUGGGUCAUUACUUAGCUGGUACCAGAGACAGACUGGCCAUAGGACAGUUCUGGCAAAUGCUAGAUGGGUCGUCCAUCUUUAGCCCGGUGGGCCUGUCUGAAUUGGGCUUUUUCCGCCAAAUUAUUAUUAUUCUGGCUAAUAAUUGAGACCUCGAGGGAAAAAUGGACCGGUGUUCCCCAGUCUGUCCCUGAAUGGUACUGUACUGAAAUGAUGUUUUCCAGUCUAGAAGUGUCAAGUGGAAUCAUCAAACUAACUUCAAAUGAUCUUUGUUAUGAUUCAAUUUGGUUGUCCUUGCUAACUUAAUGUUUGAAUUGAUGUAAAUAAUGGAAUAUGUGUUUUAAAGAGAUCCCAGAUCUUGAGUUGAAAUGCAGUCAUAUGUUCCUCAUGGCUGUUCUAGGAGGAUGCCACUUGAUUUUUCUCAUUUGUAUGAAACCUCUGAAAUCAGCUUUUGUGAAAAAGACUUACCAAUUUCCACUUACUUUUUUUUCAGUCUCACAGGAAUAAAUUCCGGGAUAUUCCACAAGACUGUAUUCGCUUCCCAAAUGGCACCCUAUUCCCUUUAUAGCACACUAUAGUGCCCCCUGGUCAAAAGUAGUGCACUAUAAAUGGAACAGGGUGCCAUUUAGGAAACAGUCUGUGGUACAGAGAGUCCUUGUUUAGUGAUGUCACAGUUCAUGUAAACUUAGGAAGACUUCCUCUCUAAGUAUCCUCAGCUAAAAGACCGGGGACCGGAUUAGUUAGUGUGAUGCUGAGCGGAAGAGUAGACCGGGAGGCUAAGGCACAGAGAGACAGAACUGUGGGGUUUCCUUUUAAAUGUUUAGAUAUGGGAAGAGUGCAGAGCCGUAUGCUGGGGAGCAGAGGACCAGAGGUAAACAGUGAAAUGAGGCGUUGAAACAGUAGAGGCAUAAACUAGGAAGCCUUAGGGGCAGUGAGGUUCUGGACUGAGGAGGCCCUGGUCUCUCUACUAACCUCAAGGGGACCAAGACGUAACCUCAAACUGGCCAACAGAUUUAUUGAUCUCCUCACUCUUCUCUAGGCGUUGAGGCCGCGGGGCCAACCACAGAACCAUGGAGCCUGCCUAUACGGGGAUGUCACUGGAUAACUCGACCUCAACAGUGAUGCCCAUGGCGACCUCCGCCGGCAACACCAAUGUGAGCAGAGAGCCGUACAUGCACCGCCUGGCCCAUCUAGACGAGGGUCUCUACAAUGACUUCUACAGCCUGUGGAUUUGUCUGGUGGUGGUCAACACACUCAUCUUCAUGGUGGGAAUGGUUCUCAACACCCUGGCCCUGUACGUGUUCUGCUUCCGCACCAAGCCCAAGACCACCUCAGUCAUCUACACCAUCAAUCUGGCUGUCACAGACCUACUGGUUAACCUCUCCCUGCCCACACGUAUCAUUCUCUAUUACAGUGGGGGAAAGUGCCUCAACUGCUCCUAUGUGCAUAUAUUCAGCUACUUUGUCAACAUGUACUGCAGCAUCCUCUUCCUCACCAGUAUAUGCGUGGACAGAUACCUGGCCAUAGUACAGGCUGAGGCCUCUAGGAAGUGGAGGAACCCUAACAUGGCCAAGGGGGUGUGCAUUUUCAUCUGGCUCUUCGCUAUCGUGGUCACCUACUCCUUCCUCACCACGGCGUUCCGACACGCAGGCUGCUGCGUCUCCAAGCUCUUCGUCCUGACCGUCUUCGAGUUCUUCCUCCCCUUGGUCGUCAUUGUGGUGUUCACCGUGCGCAUCAUGUGUGCCCUGUCCAACUCCAGUCUGAUGCAGCAGAGCAGAGAGAGGCGCGUGCGGGCCGUGCAGCUCCUCACCACUGUCCUGGUCAUCUUCACCAUCUGCUUCACCCCGUUCCACGUCAGGCAGGUGCUGGUGUACUUCUACCCCGACAUGCCCCACCACGUCAUUGUCUACCACGUCACCGUCACCCUCAGCAGCCUGAACAGCUGCAUGGACCCCAUCGUCUACUGCUUCGUCACCAACAACUUCCAGUCCAGCAUGAGGGGCUUCUUCCGCAAGGCGGACGCAGAGCUGGAGCAGACCAGUGGGAACAUCAUCAGCAUGCAGAAUAGCUCCAAAGGCUCGGGGACUGUCACAGCUAUCGCUCACAGUGUGAUGAUGAACGUUCUGUCCUCCUCCUCUCCCCAGCAUGGGAACCACAUAGCGUUAGACUGAGAAAGGGAUGGGAAGAUUGAGGAAUGGGAUGUUCAGUGUUCAGAGAGAGAUGGACUUCUAUUGCCUAACUGUGAGACUCUGGAGUGCAAUUGACAUACUACAGUAGGCUAUUCUCCCAUUUGAGAAAAUGCUUUCCUGCUUCUAUUAUUGUAGCCUAUUGUUGGCUUGGAAAUGUAAGUACUUGAAGACAUUUUCGGACAAGAAACGUUAUUUCUCCUGUGUUGGCCUACACCAGUCACGAUGGAGGGCAUUGAGACUGAAUACAACCUAUAACGUGUUUAUAGCAGCAUGAUUUAUUUCUACUGUACAAUUAUCAUCUGAGGAGUAUUUGUUUACUUUGAUCCUAGAUCUUAUGGACCUCUGACAAAAUAGACAAGUAAUAUUCUACUGCGUUGCUAUGGAAACAAAUAGAAAUAUAUGAUAAACAGCUUCUGUAGAUUAAUGUGUGACAUUGUUGUCACAAUACAUAUUUAUCGUCAGCCUUCUCAGAAACUGGUUUUAUGCUAAACUUAUAUUACUGGCAAAUAUUACCAAACCAAUUGUCCAAAAACAUAUAGAAUAAAACAUACAAAAUCUUAUUGAUUUUAUAGCAAGAA